CAUGGUAGAUGGGCAGUCGCUACACCUUAAACUUUAGUUUUGGCUUCAAGCUUUGAGCUCCUUUUCCGGCGACGAGUCCUGAGAUCUGUGCCCUUGAGAAGCUGCUGAGAUCUAAGAAAGAAGCUCCACUGGUAAUUUCUCCGGCGAAACACAGUUCAGGGAAAUGAGGCAUGCUGGGUCGAGAAGGAGACGGGUUUCGAUACAGUCGUUUGCGGUGGUGUGCGCAAUGUUUGGCGCAAUGGGUUUGUUUAUGCUUAAUCUCAGAGCGGUUGAUCCUCCCACUACCCACAACUUUCUCGUGAAGCUCGCAGAAACGCAAGAUUUUCCGGUUCAUGAAAUUGAUGGCGGUGUUAUGAAUGGAACUGAAGAGACAACGAAGAAGGGGACGAGACCGUGUGCGACGGUGGAGGAGAUGGGAGAGGAUUCUAGAGAUGGGUUUUGGAAGAAUAGUCUAAGAGUCAGAAGAAUUAUCGAUCAACACUUUGAUUUCAACGGUGCUCAGAGAGUCCGAAUUCUUCCUCCAGAGCAGUUCUGCCGACGUGGGUUUGUCCUGGGCAAGGCAUCAGAGGCAGGUCUUGGGAACGAAAUGUACAAGAUUUUAAGUGCUGCAGCAUUGAGUAUAAUGUUAAACCGGUCCCUGAUCAUUGGGCAAACCAGGGAAAAAUUCCCGUUCGGGGAUUACAUUUUGUAUUCCAAUGUUUCCUUUACCUUGAAGGAAAUAAAGCAUCUCUGGAGACACAAUAAGUGCGAGAAAAAGUACGGAAGACGUCUUGCUAUAAGAACUGAUAAUUUUGAGAAGCCAACGCAAACAAAUGUUCUUUGUAGCAAUUGGAGGGCAUGGAAGCAACCUAUCAUUUGGUUCCAAGGUACAACAGAUGCUGUGGCAAUUCAGUUUUUCUUGAAGAAUGUACAUCCUGAGAUGAGGAGUGCUGCUACUGAUUUAUUUGGAAAGUCAGACGUUCUCCAGUCCCGGCCUAAUGUUUUUGGGGAACUGAUGAGAGUUCUCAUAUCUCCUUCAAAGAAUAUUGAGGAAGCUGUAAACUGGGUUCUUGGAGGUGGAGCUGAUCCUGAUAUUUCAUUGCACAUGCGGAUGCUCAUGAACAAGUCUGUAAGAGCUGUACAGGCUGCACUGAAUUGCAUUAAAAAAACCAUUCAUAAUCUUAACACGACAUCAAGGCCCAGGGUGGUCGUAGUUUCAGAUACUCCUUCCCUUGUGACAAGCAUUACACCUGAUAUUGGUAAAAUUGCUGAGGUUCUUCAUUUCAAUUACGAACACUUUAGAGGGAAUGUAUCAAUGCAUGUAAAUCGAUUACAAGGUCCGGAGUUUAGAGUGAAAGAUUGGGGACCUGCACCCAGAUGGGUUGCCUUUGUGGAUUUCUUUCUUGCUUCACGAGCAAAACAUGCUGUCGUUUCUGGGGCUCAUAGGCGUGUUGGUACCACCUAUGCUCAGUUAAUUGCGGCACUUGCUGCAGCUAACAAUUUAGGUGAUAACUCUACUGGUUCUAGUUUCUCGUUUUUAAGUAGCUUCCAAAGGAACUUGUUGAGAGAAGGUUUAAGAUUUCAGAUUGGGUGGGGACAUGUCUGGAAUCGCUAUGCGGGGAUCCUGAGUUGUCACCACCAACCGAACCAAUGUGCUCGUACGCCCCUUCUUCCUCCUGCGUGGUGGGACGGCAUUUGGCAGUCUCCUCUUCCGCGGGACGUUCAUAAGUUGGAAGACUUUGGGGUCCAGCUAUCUGGUUUUGGUACAAUCGAUGAAACUCAUCUUCAAAAUUUCUGUAAUUCAAGAAAAAGUGUUGUGAAAACCAUUCCAAUACCAUUGUAAGAGUUGGCUUUGUCAUUCAAUGCACACAUUCAUUUUUGUGUUGUUUUGUGUUUUGUAACCACAGUGACUAAUUCAUACAAACACUCAAUAUCUCGAUGUACUCAUUUUUGUGGGGAAUUUACAUUUGAUUCUUUUCUCUCAA
Humulus lupulus (European hop) is the source of this 1964-nucleotide messenger RNA. RefSeq lists its product as uncharacterized. Bases 164 to 1822 code for a protein of 552 amino acids. The record is from RefSeq and is a predicted model, not a curated record. NCBI's taxonomy places the organism in Eukaryota, Viridiplantae, Streptophyta, Magnoliopsida, Rosales, Cannabaceae. The transcript is spliced from 7 exons.